AUGUGCAUCUCAUUCAAUUGGAUUUACGAACGUGCCGCAAAGAUGCCGUCCUUUGUGGUGCUGAAGAGAGUGGAACAUUACAUUCGCACAAAGACUUUUCCUCCCAACAGUUCGCACACGAUGCAGAGUUCCACCCGGAGAAUCAGCAAACUAUUUGUUUACAAAGAUGGGGUUCUGCUGCGGAAGUACAGAGGGCGCCUACUACAGGCCGUGAUGAGCGACGAGGAGGUGCGAGAAAUUAUGGUUCGUUUUCACGACAACAACAACCAUGCAGGGAGAGCACGCAUGGUCAGAGAGAUUAUGUCCCUGUAUUACUGGGUGGGGGUCACUGAGGCAGUGAAGUCCUACAUCAGUUCCUGUGUCCAGUGCAAAAGUCGCACGGGGAGAGAGCACUCAGAGGUGGUGAUGACCUGUCUGGCGUACGGCUGUGAUGGCUCCAGCUAUCUAUACCCUGAGCUCACCUUCCACAGCUUCCCGCGGCCGGGGCAGAGGAGGCAGCUGUGGCUGGCGGCGGCUCAAAGAGACGAAGGAUCUGUCAGAAAAGGCUCCAAACUCUGCUCCAGACACUUCCCUCCUGAAUGUUUCCAACAGAAGGACGACGACAGCGAGGAGUUGAGGCCAGAGGCUGUGCCCUCUGUCACCAUGGCAACCAAACAGGAGUCUGACUGUGAGGACCCUCUCUUUGGCUCUUCGUCUCUGGAAGACCUGCUGAGCGGAGCUACGGCCUCAGCACAAGAGCAUCAUGGGCAUCAGGAGCACCAGUACAGCCAGAGAGUCCCGGACCUGGACCAGAGAGAGACCCCAGACCUAGAGAGCAAGUCCAGGCAGAGCGCCACCUUCACCACCUACAACCACAUCGCACGGUACCUGAGCCACAGAAUCCUGCCUCCUCAGAACAAGAGGACGAAAGGAUCUCUGAGGAGGACAGCCAAACGCUUCUCCCUCAUCGACGGAGUUCUUUACUACAACUUGCGCACGCGUCAGGUCCGAGUCCCACGCAGCAGAGAGGAGGUGAUAGCCAUCCUGCAGCAGUACCAUGAUAACAGUGGUCACUAUGGCCAUGGUGCCUGCUUCAGAUCCAUGGUCCGACACUUCUACUGGUCCACCAUGAGGAGAGACCUAAGCUGCUGGAUCAGCCGCUGCUCCACCUGCUCCACCAGGUCCAAAAGGAAGUGGCUCCGCUGCAGCGUAAUGUCCUGCACCAACUGCUCCGGGCCUGUGGAGAGGAAACUGGGGCUGACCUUCCACAAUUUCCCCAUCCACAGCCCGGCUCUGCUUGCCCGGUGGCAGAAGGCGGCAGGGCGCCCCCACUGGUACCCGCACCUCUGGUCCUCCGUCUGCUCUGCCCACUUCACUGAGGACUGCUUCAACAGAGAGGGAGGGGGAGGGGAGAGACGGGAGCUGAGGCCAGACGCUGUGCCCACCAUCAAGGUCCACGGAGACAAGGGGAUCAAGAGCCGGAAUGAAGGAUGUGCAGCUGUUGAGAUGGAGGAGGACCAGGAGGAUGCCUUCUUUGCUAAGUACUCAGCGGUGCAGCUGUACAUCAGCAGCCGGACGUAUCCUCCAGGUCUCACCUUUGUGGAGAAAAACACCUUCAGGAGGUUCUGCAAGAAGUUCUUUGUUAAAGACGGUGUGCUGCACAUCCGCCUGCGCUCUCGCUCGGUGCCCGUCUUGCGCAGUCGGCAGCAGGUGAGGGAGGCGUUGACGGAGUUUCAUGACGAACUGAACCAUCUGGACUUCACCAAGUGUCUGCGUCUCCUCAAUGAGAGGUGUCACUGGAGAACCAUGCGCUCUGACAUAACUCUGUGGAUCAGCAAGUGUGCUGUGUGUCAACUGAAGGACCAGAACCACCGUCGGCAGAGAGGGAGCAGCGACUCUGAACAGAGCGACGUCUUCAGCAACAAAAGUGAAUCUGAUGCAGAAAUCGAGGUGAAAAAGGUUCAACAGAAGCUCCAGACGAAAGUCCAGACCAAGACCCCAGUUCAGCUUAAGGCUGCAUCUGCCAGAAAACAAACUCAAAACCAGGUCCAGACUCAGAGAUCAGCAGAGACCAAGGCUCAGCCCACAGUCGAUCUACACUUUCCCAUUGAGGAACUGGUACAGACACAAGUCAUCCAGAAAGUCCAAUCCGAACUUCAGGUCCAGUUCCCAAGUCCAUUCCAAAGUCCGCUGCCGAUCCUGGUUCACAUGGGGCCUCCUCUGAACCUGCAGUCCGGAGGCUCCUUCCUGCUCUCGACUUCUCACAACAUCUUCACCUCUCACAAUACACUCACCACCCAGAACGCCGUCAUGACCCCCAUCUGGGCUCAGGACCACAGACCAGUGGUCCCAAAACCAGUCCAGACUCCAGACCAGAGUUCAGUGGUCUCAAAACCAGUCCAGACGCCAGACCAGAGACCAGCGAUCCAAAAACCAGUUCAGACUCUGGACCAGACACCAGCAAUCCCAAAACCAGUUCAGACUCCGGACCAGACACCAGCGAUCCCAAAACCAGUUCAGGCCAGACCCAGUAGCGAGAGGCCCACGCACAGCAGCAGGGGGCGCCCUCUCAAAAGGAAGCACUUUGCAGAUGAGGAAAUCUCCCCCAAGAUCAGGGGAGAGAGCGGAGAUCCAAACGCCAAUGGUCAACAAGAGACUGGAGAUCCAAAUGUCAAGGGUCAAAGAGAGACUGCAGAUCCAAACACCAAUGUCCAGGGUGCAAACAUAAAUCAUACAGUACAGUACCACAGGUCAGAGGUGAAUAGGAGGGUCAAUGUGGGGAGGGUAGAGCCCAGUACAAGGAUCCAGGACGGGGAUCAGAGUGUAUCCAGGUCCAAACCAGAAACCAGCAAGACCACAGAGAUCACAGAGAUCACACAGAGAAGACGGCAGAGAGAUACCAGAACAGACAGUAUCAGAGGGCGCCCCCUGGAGGCUCGUGUGGUGGUUCAGCAGUGCGGCACAGCCAGAGUCAAAACACGACCAGGAGUCAACGGACGGGAGUCUGAGUACGCACAGAUCGGAGCCGGUCUGGUGGUUUACGUUUGUUUCUAUAAAGGAGCCACAGACGACACCACACAGAGGAUCGCGGACGCGGUCAUGCACACUCGUUUCUUCCGCUCCUCUUCUGGCUCCUCCUCCUCUCGACGCCUCCUCUCAGUGCUGGAUCUGCCGGGGGAGGUGCUGCUGUUGCCUCAGGAGUCUCUGGGCAGUGAACCUGGUCCCCGGCGAGUAAUGCAGCCUCAGCAUGUGGUGCAGGCCUGGACAGGACAGAGGCUCUUCUCCACACUGCAUUACCACUGCACACAGAUGGGGGGCGCUGUUGAGCAGGGGCUGUACGGACAGAAGCAGGAGAUCCAAAUGAGCUCCACUGACCCCAUGAGCCACGUUCUGGAGUUCUAG
Knipowitschia caucasica is the source of this 3381-nucleotide messenger RNA. NCBI's taxonomy places the organism in Eukaryota, Metazoa, Chordata, Actinopteri, Gobiiformes, Gobiidae. The record is from the annotation of a GenBank genome assembly.